UUUUUUGGUUCAAAUUUAAAACACAAAGCUCAAUUUGAACUCUCUAUCAGACGUUGGUUGAUAAGGGAGCGGGUGAUAGCCACCCCCAAUCCUAACCCCGCUCUCUCUCACAAUCCCUGUGUGUGGAAUUUCAAGUUGGAACCCUAAUUUCGAUUUAUUCCAACGCCGACUGGAUAGAAGAGAAGAGAGGGAGAGGGAGAGGAAGAUGAGUAGCCAAGUGGCGCCUUCCGGUCCGAGGAGGAACAGCCUGAGUCAGAAACAACGCGGUUCCUCCGCCGUCAAGAAAUCAGUCUCCUCUGACAACGGAAAUGUUUCCAAACCCUCUUCUCCUCCUGCCCCUCCAACGUCUGUUGGUGUGGAAAGGACGGUGAAGAAGCUCAGGUUGUCGAAAGCCCUUACGAUAUCCGAGGGCACCACCGUUUCCGACGCCUGUCGGAGGAUGGCUGCUCGUCGCGUCGACGCCGUUCUGUUAACUGAUGCGAAUGCGUUGCUUUCUGGAAUCCUUACUGAUAAGGACAUUGCCACUAGAGUUAUAGGGGAGGGUUUGAGACCGGAGCAGACUAUAGUUUCGAAAAUCAUGACGCGCAAUCCUAUUUUUCUGACCUCAGAUUCGUUAGCAAUUGAAGCUCUGCAGAAGAUGGUUAAUGGCAAAUUCAGGCACCUCCCUGUUGUAGAAAAUGGUGAAGUUAUUGCCUUGCUGGAUAUCACAAAGUGUCUUUAUGAUGCUAUAUCUAGAAUGGAGAAGGCUGCCGAACAUGGUAGUGCAAUUGCUGCUGCAGUUGAAGGGGUGGAACGCCAGUGGGGCAAUUUUUCUGCUCCAUAUGCUUUUAUAGAGACGUUGAGGGAUCGGAUGUUCAAGCCUUCUUUGUCGACUAUCAUUGCUGAAAAUAUCAAGGUUGCAGUUGUAUCGCCAUCAGAUCCUGUGUAUGUUGCUGCCAAAAGGAUGCGGGACUUGCGGGUAAAUUCAGUUGUUGUUAUGACAGGGAACAAGAUUCAGGGGAUACUUACUUCAAAGGAUAUCCUUAUGCGAGUGGUGUCACAAAACCUCUCUCCUGAAUUGACUCUGGUGGAAAAGGUAAUGACGCCAAAUCCAGAAUGUGCAACGUUAGAUACAACAAUUCUUGAUGCUCUGCAUAUAAUGCAUGAUGGGAAGUUUCUACAUCUUCCUGUUUUGGAUAGAGAUGGAUGUGUGGCUGCUUGCAUAGAUGUUCUGCAGAUAACGCAUGCAGCAAUCUCUAUGGCUGAAAAUGGCUCUGGAGCUGUUAAUGACAUGGCAAACACCAUGAUGCAAAAGUUCUGGGAUUCAGCACUUUCAUUAGAGCCACCUGAUGAUUUUGACACCCAUAGUGAAUUGUCUGGAUUUAUGGCUUCGGAUGGGACAGAAGGGAAGUUUAACUAUCCGUCUCUUGGUCUUGGAAAUUCAUUCACCUUCAAAUUUGAGGAUCUUAAGGGUCGUGUACAUCGAGUCAAUUCUGGCCAUGUGACAGACGCUGGGAAAAUUUCCUGACGUUAAUUGUAGGCAUCUUAUUGAAUGAUUUCUGAAAGCACUGGAAGGAUUUAGAAUUUGUUCCCUUUAAGCUGUAGCUGAGUUGAGAAGAGCAUAUUCACUAAUUAUACAAGCACCCAUACACAUGGAAGGGGUCACACACCAACAUUCGCUAGAUACAUUCUAUUUAUUUAUUUAUUUUUUUUCCCCUGUUUACUUCCAUUAUCACAUGAUAAUAGUCCAAUUUUCUUUCAUUCGGUGUUCCUAGAUAUUUGUCCUUUACAUAUUUGUAUGAGGGUUUCAACACAGGAUUUACAGAUGGGGUUGUGGUGGUUUAAUUGGAGAUGGAAACAACAUGGUGGUGUGAAAUUGGCUGUCAAGAAAUGCAAUCAUUAAGUAGCAUGGCAGAUAUGGUGAUUCAAUGGUGUAGUUGGUGAUGGAAGAAUUGUACUAUCUAUGGUGAUACUUGUGUUGUAUGUAAUAUAUAUGUAUAAAUUUUAUAAACAAAUUUGUGCUCAUAAUGUUCGCAUAUUUAUGGUUGUGGUUAUGUUGGUUGUGAGCUGAUGAAAGCAGUUUUGCCGGAUGUUGGAAAUUGGGGUUAGGUCACUUGUAGUGUAGUGCAAAAGUGAAGGGGGUAGUUUGACAAUGAUUAUGAGCACGACAAACAAAUGUUGGUGCAUUCAAGGCUUGCUUUUUUAAUUAAAAAGUUCCUUUUUGCAAGAAAGAGAAAGCUUCUGUUAAUAUCUUUUUCAGGCUCUUGAGUGUCUGGAGUAUGUUGGAAUUGCUAUCGUAAUGUGCUAGACAUGGUUAUACUUCUGAUUUUCUUCAGGCACUGAACAUUUG
Carya illinoinensis is the source of this 2329-nucleotide messenger RNA. Its product is annotated as CBS domain-containing protein CBSCBSPB3-like. The coding region runs from base 206 to 1507 and encodes 433 amino acids. The record is from RefSeq and is a predicted model, not a curated record. NCBI's taxonomy places the organism in Eukaryota, Viridiplantae, Streptophyta, Magnoliopsida, Fagales, Juglandaceae. Gene Ontology annotation, molecular function: protein binding. The transcript is spliced from 12 exons.